Messenger RNA from Fusarium tjaetaba, 963 nucleotides. RefSeq names its product lipase esterase. The transcript has a single exon. Gene Ontology annotation, molecular function: hydrolase activity. The coding region runs from base 1 to 963 and encodes 320 amino acids. The record is from RefSeq and is a predicted model, not a curated record. Lineage: Eukaryota; Fungi; Ascomycota; Sordariomycetes; Hypocreales; Nectriaceae.
AUGACUCUUAAAUACGACCCUGAGUUUCAGGCCGUCCACGAUGCAUUUGCGAAAAUGUUCAAGCUUGAGCCUCUAUCUUUAGAUGAUAUCGAGGGCUCUACCAGAAGACGCGAAGCGUCCAUGGAAGCCUUUAUUCCGAAACCGGUAGCUCAUCCCGGUGUGGAGCAGAUCACCCACCCAAUCGAUACUUCCGAUGGCCAUACUAUUACAGUCGUCAGCUUUAGAAAAAGAGACUCCCGAUCGAGCCCUGGACCAGCUCUUCUUCACUUUCACGGAGGAGGCAUGAUAAUGGGCUCAGCCGAAUCGGGAGCAAAGAUAUUAUCAGAACUAGUUGUGGAAACUUCUAUCCCUGUCUUCAGUGUCAAUUAUCGGCUUGCUCCUAAAGUCAAGGGCCCCAUCCCUGCUCAACAUGGCUAUGCUGCUUUGCUCUGGCUACAGAAUAGAGCAGGUGAUUUCAACGUGGACCCGGCAAGAAUCGCUCUACUUGGCUAUAGUGGAGGUGGAGGUGUUGCUGCAGGCGUGGGUUUAAUCGCCCGUGACCAAGAUCUACAGCCUCCUCUAGCCAAGCAGAUUCUAAUCUACCCCAUGCUCGACGACCGCAAUCUGGUAGAGAAUGAGGGCUUGAAGCCCUUCGCUACUUGGUCGGCAGCAGAGAAUCGGGUAGGGUGGACAGGACUUCUUGGAGACCACGCAGGGAAACCAGAUGCCGCUGUUUCGCAAUACGCGGCCCCUGCUCGUGCAACAAAUACAGCCAAUUUACCACCGACUUAUCUUGAUACCGGGGAUCUUGACAUAUUCCGCGAUGAGGUCGUCACAUAUGCUGCGAGACUGCUCGCGCAGAACGUUCCUGUUGAGCUACAUGUUUAUCCUGGCGUGCCUCAUGCGUUUGAGUUGAUCGCGCCUAAUAUCGAAGUCUCGAAAAGGGCUUUGGAGAACAGGCGGAGAGCCAUGACAGACUUUUAA